CCGGUGGCGCCGGUGAGUGGUUGAUAAACCUCUCUCUAACCUUCUUUCUUUACCUUUCUCUCUCUUGCUUGGUCUUCGCGUUCUGCGGAGCUUGUUGGUUUCUCUGACCUUUAACCUUUACACCCUCUGAUCCAAACAAAAAUCUCAACUUUCUUCAGCAAUUCAGCUCUAUAAUUUCUGGGCAGUGCCUUUGUGAUAUGGAGGUGACUUCUCUUGCUUUUUUCUCUCUCCUCGUUGUCAUUGCUUUUGGUCCUUGUUUUGUGUGUCUCUUGCUGCUGAGAAAAUUUGAGGCAAAGGGUAGGGAAUCAGAGUAUCAAUCUCUUGCAUUAUGAUCAACGUUCUCAUUUUCCAAAGUUUGGAAAUUGGGAGAGUGGAGAGAAUGUUCCUUAUACAGCUUAUUUUGACAAAGCCCGGAAAGGUCUACCUGGUUCAAAGAUGAUUAAUCCAAAUGAUCCUGAGGAAAAUUCAGAUCUAGUUUCUUCUGCUGACAUACCCCUUUCAAAACCCAGAAUUGAUUCAGAGGAUCCAUCUGCAAAGGGAUCAGGGAGAUCAACACAUGAGUUACAAAAGAGUAGGGAGGAUAGUGAUCCCAAACAGUUUAUUGACUCUCCGGCUCGUCAUGACAAUGCAAGCAACAGGAGUGGCAGUGAUUAUGCCCAUCGGCAUGGAGUAGCUUCUGCUGACAACCGUAGAAGACCUUCAAGACAAAGUACUGGGUCUGAAUACAGCAUUGACCGCUCACCCCUUCAUCACCAGGCAAAAGCCCCUGGCAGAGAUAGUCCUUCUUGGGAAGGAAAGAAUUCAUAUGACAGCAGCCAUGGAACACCAGGAAGGUCCCGACUAAGACCACUUAACCGAGGGGAUGAAACUCCUGAUAAAGGUGCUGCUGUUCCGAAAUUUGGUGAGUGGGAUGAGAGUAACCCUGCAUCAGCUGAUGGCUAUACUCACAUUUUCAACAAAGUGCGUGAGGAGAAACAGGUUGGGACCGGACAUGUGCCAGGCACACCAAAUGGGAGACAAUAUCUUGUUGGGAACCAACCUGCCAAUGACAAAGCUCAGAGUUGCUGUUUCUGCUGGGGGAAAAAAUGAUUUAUUUGCAGUGUGAAUUAUAUUCUGAAUAGGAAAGAAGAUAAGAAUAGCGUUGUGAAUGGUCAUGAGCUUUGUGUAGCACAUGUAAAUAUUCAAGGCUCUCUCUUCCCAGAAACAUCAUUGACACACGUUUGUCUUAAAUUUGUACCCUUUUUUUUUCCCUUUUCGUAUCUUUAUUUUGGUCAGUAGAGAUGCUUUGCAUGCAGGAUUGUGAUUUGUCCUUUUUAAUCUUUUGUUAUGUAACCGCCACUCUUUAUUAUUCAAUUUAUCUGUAUUUAGCUGGGAUAUACAAGAUUUGUUAUGUAAUUCUUUUAUAAUGAAUUAAUGGGUUGUGAUUGGGUC
Messenger RNA from Abrus precatorius (Indian licorice), 1431 nucleotides. RefSeq names its product RPM1-interacting protein 4-like. Bases 436 to 1089 code for a protein of 217 amino acids. Lineage: Eukaryota; Viridiplantae; Streptophyta; Magnoliopsida; Fabales; Fabaceae. The transcript has 4 exons. The record is from RefSeq and is a predicted model, not a curated record.